Molecule: messenger RNA, 1233 nt
Organism: Zeugodacus cucurbitae (melon fly)
Lineage: Eukaryota; Metazoa; Arthropoda; Insecta; Diptera; Tephritidae
Product: ribosome biogenesis protein BRX1 homolog
Exons: 3
Coding region: 80-1153 (357 amino acids)
Biological process (GO): rRNA processing; ribosomal large subunit assembly
Cellular component (GO): nucleolus
Molecular function (GO): rRNA binding
Source: RefSeq, a predicted model, not a curated record
UCACUAUUGAAAUCAUUUGUUUUCAAAACUCCCUACACGUGCAACAGUAUUCGUCAAAUAUUAUUUAUUUUAUUACAUUAUGGGACGAAAGAUACAAAAUAAGAAAAAGGUUCAGCAACUUGAGAUUGUGCCUAUGGAUGAGAAUCCUCCACUACCGGCGCAAAGAACUUCGGAGGAUGUGGUGCCCAAAAGAGAAAAAUGGAUAAAUAAGCAACGUGUUCUAGUUUUUGCUGCAAGAGGUAUUAACCAUCGCGAUCGUCAUCUGUUGCGCGAUAUAAGAAGUCUCAUGCCACAUCAUCGUCCAGAAUCAAAAAUGGAACGUUCGAAAACCCUAUCUGUAAUUAAUGAAAUGUGUGAGAUGAAGCACUGCAACAAAACUAUACUCUUUGAAGGACGCCGCAAACGUGAUUUAUAUAUGUGGGUUGCGAAUGCACCAGUAGGACCCUCAGCAAAGUUCCUUGUUGAAAAUAUUCAUACAAUGGCGGAACUGAAAAUGACCGGUAACUGUUUGCGUGGAUCUAGACCAUUAUUAUCAUUUGAUGCUAAAUUUGAUGAAGUCCCACAUUUGAAAUUAUUGAAAGAAUUAUUCACACAAACAUUCGGUGUACCUAACCAUCAUCCAAAGAGUCAACCUUUUGUAGAUCAUGUCUAUACUUUUACAUUUUUGGAUAAUCGCGUAUUUUUCAGAAACUUUCAAAUUCUCUCCGAAGACGGUGGCUUAGCCGAGAUCGGACCUAGAUUUGUUAUGAAUCCCGUUAAAAUAUUUGAAGGUUCAUUCAGUGGCAAUGCUAUUUGGGAAAAUCCCAACUAUGUUAGCCCAUCGCGUCAACGUCAAAUGCUAAAGAAGGCCGCAAAGGAGAGAUACGUGAAUCGGGUAGAGCAGAAAGUACAUCAAGAAGUUAAUAGACCAAAGGAGGCAUACGAAGGUUUAGAGUACGAGGAGUUGUUUGAAAACGAGGAUGCCAUAACCACAGCAAAAUUGUUAGCGGAGAAAGCCAAGAAAAAGUUGGCGGUGGAUCCCAGUAAAGAAAAGUCUACCAAGUCAGCAUUGACGAAGAAAAUCAAAGAGAAACAACUUAAGGCUGCAGUUGAACUGAUUGCGAAAAAGAAAGCAAAAGUAUCGAACAAGAAAAAAGAAAAUACAUUGGAAUAAAAAAUUUAUUUGACUUUUGUUCUUUUAAAUAGGUUAUUUAGAUAUGGUAAAUAAAUGGAACAUUAUUAAAAAUAUUGUAA